UCCGCACCGAAGGUAAAUCAUUUACUUCAUCUAACGGUAAACAGCUCAAUAAAAGUCAGUGACUUUUGUAAAGGCGUAAAACGUCAAGUCAUUGAGGAUUAACAACGCACUGCUGGUUGUUCACUUCAUCCAGGCCAGUGGGUCCUGAUCCAUCCAUACAAGCUGGCUUGGGAGAACGACGCCAACAGUCGAUCUUGAGAAAGUAAGGCGUUAACGACGCUUCUCUUCCGAGACAGCUGGAUAAUACUAGUAUAUCGAGAAUUUUUGGCUUUGAAACGUUUAUUUCGUGUUUGAAUAUCUCUGGUGAUUUGUUAAUAGUAUUCAUGGGCGACUUUGACAUAAAAAGUUUAUACAUUUCAAGAGAAAAACUGUUCACACAACAGUGCAAACCGUUACCAGUGUCUUCUUUAAGUGACAAUUCAUCUAACAAAUGUUUCGGAUUUGCCAUCGAUGUCUUGACGCAAGUAAGGCUUGGUACUUCAUCUACCUUGUACUAGUUGUAACAAUAUUCACUUAUAUUAUUCACAACACAAUUCCAUACCGUGGGCACUCUGUAUUUUCAAAAGAUGGGAUUAGUGAUGCAUAUCUUAAUGUCACCAAAAAUAUUCUUGCCACACUACAAUCACAUCCGCAAGUGAUGGGUAAUAAAGCAAAAAAUAAAGAUGGCGUAUCAGAGUCGAAGAGAACAAAUGCAGUACCAGGAGACAUACAUUUUCAUGCAAGUAAAUCAUCAAACAAAACUGCUGUAACAAUAAGUAAAAAUAAUUUACAAAACUAUCAGACAAGUAACAGUACAUCAGACCAAAAAUUAUAUAAAAUUGAGAUGGAAGAAGACACUGGGUCUGAUUUCCAAUAUAUCCCCAUUGAAUACUCAUUUACACUUUUAAAAGAAACCCUUGAAGAAACACACAAGGCUGCUUUACAAUAUUUAAGAAAAUAUAAUCUUACAACAAAAGUACCAAAUACAGUAAGAUACAGAAAUUAUAAAGCUCAUUCAAGCGUCAAAGAAUAUGAAACCUCUGUGACCACAAUAAAUCCUGAAGUUAAAACUGAAGUAUCUCAAGGCCAUAAAUAUGCACGAAGCCAAAUGAAUUCUGAAGAAAAUAUAAAACAAAACAUUGGGAAACCUGAAGAUACCUAUCAAUCAAGAAUAUUCAUCCCAGGAGAUAAUACAUUUCUUAUAAGAACUAUGAUGCAUCCUUGCAAUUGUGUAAGGGAACUACAAUCCAACCUCCAACUCAAUCCUCCUACAAAUGCAACUGAAAAACAGAUCUUGCAAAGGAUAAAUGCAACAUUUGGAGACUCAACGUGUAAUGACUGGGUCACAAUGCGUGGCUACCACCAAAAGGUAAUUAGUUUCAGCCUCUUUGGAAAAUUUCUCAAUGAAUACUACAACAACACGCCAUCAAUUAUCAAGCAAAUAUCAUCUGCAUACCCUGGAUGGUUCAUUCGGAUUUACCAUGACAUGAAUCUUGAAAGAAAAGAACAAGAACAAUGGAUGUGCUCCCUCAUUUGUAAAUAUCCAAAUGUGGAUUUCUGCCAUGUCAAAAACUUGACUGGAGGCCUAGGAGACCUAAGCUGGACCAUUGGAUCCAUCUGGAGGGUCAGUGUUCUUGGUGACCCCCUUGUUACCCAAUUCUUGAUCAGAGACAUGGAUUCCCCUCUACUACAGCGAGAAAUUGCAGCCGUGAAUGACUGGCUUGAGUCACGUAAGUGCUUCCACUUCAUGAGAGAUAACCCUAUGCAUGAUCAACCCAUAAUGGCAGGAAUGUGGGGAGGCUGUAAUUCCUUUUACCCUGAUGCGAUGCCAAGGCUCAGGAAUACAGUUUUCAAGUGGUCUAACAAGUCUACAUCACACCAUUCAAGUGACCAGCUCAACCUUUCAUGGCUACUGUGGCCAACUUUCAAAAAGAAUCACACAUCACAUGAUGCCUAUUCAUGCCUUGAGUAUCCAGAGUCUCGCCCAUUCCCUACAAGACGUCUGAACUUUACUUUCAUAGGAAUGCGUACAGCCAGAAAUGAGUUUGCACAAGAUAAAAUCAAUAAACCCUGUCCUGUACAAUGUAGACCAGCCAAUCACAAAGACUGGACAUUCUGUUAAUAUAUGACAUUUCUCUGUUUAUCGUAUACUAUUAAUAGGAUUACUGUAAUUGUGUACUGAUAACUAUUAAUAAAUUUUAAUCAAUAUUCCUGUUACCUUACAUGAAGGAAAAAUUUUGAAAAAUAAGACCAACUAUGACCGUUACAUGGGGAAAAAUAUAUUAAUGGAGUCUCCAAAAUACUGUUGUGUUAAGUCACAUGUGAAUCAAAGCAGACUGUUCCAAAUUUUGGCAUCAAAAAUUAAAAAUUUCCACAAAGGAUCUUUGGAGGUGUGGAACCUGUCUUUUACAGCAUUAAAUGAAAAAAUAGUUAAUUCUAAGAUCUGAUGAAUAACAACAUAAGAAAGAUUUUACCAGUAAAAAUUAGCUGACAAUAGUAAAUCAAACUGUAAUAAAGACUACACCUACUGGUUUUAAAUAUAUCAGCAAGUUUUUCAAGGAGAAAGUGAACAAAACCGAAGAAUGGAGAGAAAUCCCUCAAAAAGUGGAAAAUCGGAUAAUGAUUAUGAUACAUACUGACAUUAUGCUAAAGAUGAGUUUGACACUAAUUACAACUCCUCAGCUGCCAUCAGUCAGUUUUUACAUAACUAAAUUGUCAAGUGUGAAG
Macrobrachium nipponense is the source of this 2706-nucleotide messenger RNA. RefSeq lists its product as uncharacterized. The transcript has 6 exons. The coding region runs from base 431 to 2101 and encodes 556 amino acids. Lineage: Eukaryota; Metazoa; Arthropoda; Malacostraca; Decapoda; Palaemonidae. The record is from RefSeq and is a predicted model, not a curated record.